This is a messenger RNA of Cydia splendana, 6759 nucleotides long. RefSeq names its product telomerase-binding protein EST1A (gene Smg6). Gene Ontology annotation, cellular component: telomerase holoenzyme complex. NCBI's taxonomy places the organism in Eukaryota, Metazoa, Arthropoda, Insecta, Lepidoptera, Tortricidae. The transcript is spliced from 24 exons. The record is from RefSeq and is a predicted model, not a curated record. The coding region runs from base 278 to 5014 and encodes 1578 amino acids. Gene Ontology annotation, molecular function: telomeric repeat DNA binding; telomerase RNA binding; protein binding. Gene Ontology annotation, biological process: nuclear-transcribed mRNA catabolic process, nonsense-mediated decay.
AAAUGUGAAUUAGUCCAUGUAUUGUUUAAAUAAUUACAUUUUAUACAAAUACAUACGUUUCAGUGAAGCAUACGCUUGAAUAAACAAUCGGUUAUUUUUAAUAACAGUCCGUGUAUAUUCAGGUAGACAUUUCGAGACACCUAACCUUAGUGGGUUAGCAUUCAAAACUUCGCAAUUAUUGUUCUCGUUCCAGAACGAUGAUGUUUUAUCAAGAUUUGUUAAUUUAAUCUCAAUAUGUUAUUGUUGUAACAAUUAUAUACGGUUAAGUGAUAUUGCUAUGGAUGAUGAGUGUAAGGAGUACAGAAGAAGUAAACCACAACAAAAGCUGUAUAAACCUGGCAGUGGACCGUUGCGCCGAUCUGGUAAUGGUUUUGAUGGAAAAAUGGAUUCAUACGAAGUAGAAAACGGGGCCAGAGCUCGAAGUCACUACGGAUCUCAUAAUUCUGUUAACGAUUUAGACGUAAACGCUAGUGGCAGGGAGCACAUAAACCGCCAUAAGAAGCCUGAACAACAACUGUACGUGCCUAAGCCCAGCGAGUCGGGGUAUGAUAUGGACCGACAGACCAAGGCGCCAAUGCGGGGUGACAAUAAUUCUAGUCAGUAUAUGAAUAGAAGAAUGUCAAAUAAACAUGACAAUAAGCAUGGCUUCAAUAGUGCAUCAGGGUCUAGGGGAGGCUCCAGGAGAGAUAGAUCAUAUGCAGAGUAUCAAAACAAAGACAGUACAAAUAAUGAUAUUAAUUAUAAUAGACAUUAUAGACAGGUCUCUGAACCUAGGGCCCAGUCACCAACACAUCCAGCCCAUAAGGUGAAAAAUGUUGACAGAAACAGGGAUAGUAGAAGUAUGGAGGCAUCUGCAGGGCGGCAACUAUCAGGAUCUGGGGCUAAACCACCUACAGGCAGGCGCAACUCAGCAGGAUAUGCUACUGAUUCAUCCCGCCCUAAGUACAUGGUAAACCUAGACAACAUACCACCAAGAUUUAGGAAAAAGUUUUUAGAACAGUCCGGUCAUCAUAGUUUUGACAGUAUGGAUCAAAAAAAUAAGCAGUUUUCAAAUUAUUCCGGACAAUCUAAUUAUAAUCAGGGACCAUAUACUAACACCAACUCCAGCUGGUCCCAAACCCUACCUUCAAGAGGCCGGGGGCGCCUCAGAGACAAUGACAACUUUGACAGAGAAAAAUUCAUCAAUUCUUACUUGAAGAACUAUGAAGUACAAAAUUCAAGAAGAUCAACCCCAAGCAACUCGUAUCUGAACUUGAGUGAACCAAAUGCAAGCGAUGAUCUAAACCUUAAUGAGAGGGAAACACUGAACCAGAAAAGCUCUUAUGAUUAUACACCAAAAAAUGGAAUUAUAAAAGCAAACCAUGGAAAUACUGCCUACCAUGAGGAGAACCAGCAGCAUGAUUCUGACACACAAGAUGAUACUGAAGCUAUUUCACACAGCUCAUCAAAUCUGCUUGACAUGACAAACUUGGAUUGGACGGAGGAGGUGGAGAAGAAUAUUAAACUGGACGACAUGUGUGACACCUCCACUAGUUUCUCUCAGAACAUACAACACAACACACCACAACCAAUCACAGUGCCACAGGAAGUCAAACCUAGCGAGCCAAGGGAGUCCAAGAGAAGAUCCCGAAGAAGAGACAAGAGAAGUUCAAGUAGAGGGCAAAGAAAUUCAGAGAAAAAGGCUGAACGCAAUAGAAAGGACAGUAACGUGAGCAUUCAGCACGAAGCCGUAACGUCCAGUCUAAAGAAUCGCGACAGAGAACGGAGAGACAGUUACAAAAGUAAUCGCUCUUCCACUAUUGGUAACAGCAGGGAUGAUUUGGAUCAUUGGAGAUCUCUAAGGUCGUACAGCAGGGAACAGAGUACAGAAGGGAGGAUAGUAUCGCAGUGCAACAGCCGGGACGUGUCGGCGCACCGCGCGCUUAGCCCGAGGGACCACGAUGGCUUCCGAGUCCCUGCCGCUGUUGCGAAGAACUCUUUAUGGUCGUCGAAUAAUCAGAAAAAAGUAACAAACGGCGGCUGGGGGCACACGCGCACGCCCAGCAUCGAGCGGCGGGCGUCGCCGGCGCCGGCGGGGGUGGCGGGGGAGGCGGCGGCGGCGGGGGAGGGCGGCGGCGGGCGGCGGCGCGCCGGCAAGCGCUCGGGGCGGCGCCGCCGCAACGCGGAGAACAUCGCGCCGCCCGUGCCCCAGCCGCCCGGCGCCACGCCCGCGCCCACCACCAUCAACUGGCGGGAGGAGAUACUCGAAUCCAAGAAGCACACAGCACCUGAAAACACCCAUCAAAGGAACAGGCUUAACAGCGUCAUGUCCGACAAAUCGAUAUCGGAAACGUCCACCUCGCAGCCGGGGCUGUUAAUAUUGCCGCAAAGCUCGCAUUUACCUAAAGACCAAAGUCGCGGUGGCUCGGUUGAAAAUCAGAAAACACUGUACGAUUAUCAUAAUCCAUCCAAACCAAUUAUAGUACAAACUAGUCCAACACAAAUGAAUUCAAGAAUGGAAAGAGGGAUGUCAGAGUGCGGAGGCAGGAACGAAUCGGGUGACUUCCGCGGAGCGCGACACCGAGAGCUGCUGCAACAGGUGGACCGCGCCGACGCCGUGCUGCACGCGCGCUCGCUGCUCGGCCCCGUGGCGCUCGACCACUGGCACGAGGUCGCCGACACUAGGAUAUUUUUACAAGACGCCCUCAAGAAACUUCUAAUGUCCGAUCUCAAAUACUGCCAAGCUGAAAACGUAGAGCACAACUUUUGGAAAAUUUUGUAUUACAAUUUCAUAGAAAAAUUAAGAAGAAAUUUAACACAGGUUUCGCCAGAAGACAAACUGAAAUCAGUCAAGUUAAUAAACAUAAUUAUCGAAGAAGGAAAUGAUUAUUUCGAGAAUCUCGUUCAAUUGUUGGAGAAGACUUACAAGUUUAAUACUGACGAUUUCAUCAAUGACAACCACGUCUUGCCACCGAAAGGGCUCGGCUUCACCGGGCUAGCCUUAAUAUCUGUACAAAAACUGUAUAUUUUCUUGGGCGAUUUGACGAGAUACAAGGAGCAAAUCAAUGAGACUAAUAAUUUUGCUAAGAGUAAAUUUUGGUAUACGAAAGCUCAACAGAUCAAUCCAAAGAAUGGGCGACCAUAUAAUCAGUUAGCUAUAUUAGCGGUUUAUGCUAGGAGAAAAUUAGAUGCAGUUUACUAUUAUAUGAGAAGUUUAAUGUCGUCGAACCCGUUUGCCUCAGCAAGAGAAAGUUUGUUGUCAUUAUUUGAUGAAAAUAGGAAAAAAUACGAAGCCGCGGAAAGGAAGCGUCGGGCCGCAGCGGAAGGUGCCCAGACGACGGAAAAUGGCGACAGCACGCACGGGCCGCGGCGGGAGGUGUGGGUGCGCCCGAGCGGGCAUCGCACCACGACGGUGCAGCACGACUUGUUGGAGGAGCGACUCGCGAACAUGACUCCUGUUGAGUUAAACAAAAACUUCAUUACGAGCUACUUACACGUGCACGGCAAACUCAUCACUAAAAUUGGGAUGGAGACGUUCCACGAGAGUGCGGGCCAGAUGCUGCGCCAGUUCCGCGCGCUGCUGCACCGGCAGCCGCUGCCCACGCCGGCCGCGCGCCUCCUGCAGCUCACGGCGCUCAACAUGUUCGCCGUCGAGGCCACCGUCAACGCCAAAGGGAGCAAUGCGUCCGGGCGCUCCGCAUGGCUAGAUUGUGCGCUGGGCGUGUCCCUGCUGAUGUUCGGCGCGAUGCUGGAGCGCUGCUGCGCGUUGCUGCCGGAACCUGAGCAGUCGCAGCACCACGCGGACGCUCUGCUUCUCCUACCAGCUAUCAAGGUGUGGUCGGAUUGGAUGCUAUGCCACAGUAGCGUUUGGAAUCCACCGCCGUCCUUCGACAGUUUCGAAAUAGGAACUGAAAGUAGUCCAUGGGACUGGCUCGCUAAACUCAUGAACAUCCUCGAAGACCUCGACGAUAAGACGAUAGAGUUGGAAAGUGAAUCGAAGGAAGGUUACGUAUCGGUGCGAUUAGCCGAGGACUCGUCGCUGGCCGGCUUCACGCCGCUCAUGUACAUGGAGCCGGCGGCUGCGUGGGCGCGCGCCGACCCGCCCGCCAAGCACCACGCCGCCGAGCACGCGCUGCGCACCAGGAAACUGCUGUUCUUCGGCACAGAAUACCUGGUGGGUGUGGAGCCGCCGGUGCUGCGGCUCGAGUACCCGACGAGCGGCGCCCCGCGCUACGUCAGCGCCGUGCAGCACGCGCUCACGCACCACACCCCGCUGCAACACUUGUCUGAAGACUCUGAAGACGAGGAUAGCACGAGCGCGGCGGCGAGCGGGCCGUCCAGCCUCGCCGAGGAGGCCGCAGGGGCCGAGGGGCCGGACGAGGCCACCAGGAGGCUGCUGCGCAGGAAGGAACAGCUCGAGAACAGGAAGGCCAACUUUGAGAGGCGCCGGCAGCGUAUGCAGGAGAUGCUGCGCGUGAGUUCGGCGGUCGUGGAAGUGGAGGUGCGGCCGCGCUGGCUGGUGCCCGACACCAACUGUUUCAUCGACCACCUGCCGCUGCUGCGCGCCGUGGCCGCCGAGCCCGGCACGCCCUACCAGCUUGCCGUACCACUUAUCGUAAUGACGGAAUUGGAGGGUCUCCGCAAGUGUUCGCGCGUGGGCGCCGCCGCCGACGCGGCGCUGGCGUGGCUGGGCGGCGCGGGCGCCGGCGUGCGCUUCGCCACCAGCAAGGGCUCGCAGCUCGCCACGCGCGCCUUCACCGAGCGCGACCAGCGCGCCACCAACGACGACCGGGUGCUCGCCACCGCGCUCAACCUGCACGCUAACAUAGCUAGCGAACCAGAGAGGACAGAAGAGAGUGGAGGCCGGGUUGUGCGGGAAUUGGUACUGCUGACGGACGACCGCAACCUGCGCGUGAAGGCGCUGGCCGCCGAGCUGCCGGCGCGCGACCUGCCCUCCUUCGUCGCGUGGGCCGGACUCACACCCACGAAUUCGCCGUCAGAAGCAGAUAAUGACAAGGCUGUUAGCAGCAAGUGAAGCGCUAGGAAUACCCAACAAGAGUAACGACGGUUCAUCUCAUUAUGUGAUUGUACGUUUAGCAUGCUGCAUGCCCGACUGUCUAGCGGUUAGUCGGCCCGGAGGUCUCCGCGCGCGGAGUGACCUACCCUCCAGGGCCUUAGUGCUUAAAAGUCCAUAAAUCCGCCUCGGCGGUUCACUAAUGUGUGUCACUAUAGUAAUAGGAAUUGAUAGACUAAGUAAAAUUCGUACACCAAUAGACGUUUAUACAAAUAAUAAUACAUUUUGUUAAGGGCUCGCGAACUCACACUCGGGUUCGGAGCCAUGUUUACGUUGUUAUCAUUAUAUUCUAGUUUUAUUUCUAAGAUAUUAGGUAAAUCGUAAUUUUAGUGUUAUAUCGCUAUUAUUUUUACUUAUUUUUAAUGUAACAUAUUAAGUAUAUUUUUUAUUUUUUGUAGUUAGGAUAAUAGAAUUUAAAUAUACAUUAUCCAUUUCGAGACAAAAGAUUGUCUUGUCUUCUUUUAUUUUUAUAUUGAUUUAAUCGUGUGCCCAGUGACGAUAGCGCGACGUAAUGUUACAGUUUAUAUUUUCAUAAAAUUAAGGGUGCGUAUUAUGAGAGUAGAUACCAGUUCUAUAUCUUGCGGUUGAUAAGUUUCUCUUGGUUUUAAUAUUUACUUACUUCGACUAGAAUCAUAGCAUAGAUAAACAUAAUAUUUGCUUUCGCGUGCAAAAUUCUAUUAAACGUAUUUUUGACGAUAUUCUUUUACGAACAUGAAUUAUAGCAGUGGAUCGGAUACGCUGUGCUAUUUUUAGCAUUACAUGGACAUUUUUUAAUCGAGUAUUUGAUAAAAGUUUGUGUUUGCAAGUAUUGAAAUCAUAAGAUUUAUCAAAUCUAUCAAAUUACUUUUAACAAUUUGAAAUAAGAGAUCCGGUAUCUGAGAACGCAACCGGAUAAAUGCUAGUGCGAUAGUUUUUUGGCAAGAUUAACUUUUAAAUUACAGUGCUUAUAAGUUUCAAUUGCCUGCUUAAUGAAACAAUAUAAAACGAUUUUUUAUUGAAGCCGCUAGUUUAUCUUUCGACAAUACGAAAUCGUCAUACUCGAUAUAUGUAUUGCUAAAUUGAUGAUAAUUGAAUUUUCUAUGAAUGUUAAUUUUUAAGAUAUAUUAAUGUUAAACUAUAUCUGAAAGGUGCAGCACAGGUAUCCGACUUUAGUUUAUCAGAAUCGGAAAAUCGAGAUUUCCCGAUCUCAUAACCGAAUACGUUUUACGUAGUUAGAAAACUUGAUAACACAUUUAUAGUAGUAUGUAUUACACGUUGUAAUAUUUUAUCGGCACGUCGUGUUUUGAUGCAAAUUAGAAUUAAGAGCUGAAAGUGACAUAAAUAGACAGAUUUAUUACAAAUGCGGUAUGACCUGUUACUAACAUAAUGUACAAAAGUGACAAAUGUUAACGUUUAAUCAUAUGUUCCGUUAUCCUCUAACUAUAGUCUUAUUUGUAUUGUUGGACUCGUAUUACAUGUAGCACAUUCUACUAUCAUAUUUUUAGGUAUUUUUAUCAUUGCCACUACAAAAUUGAAAAGUUUUAUGGAGCAUGUCAUAUUUGCUCGACACUUUUACUUUUAGACAAUAUGUGUGAUAUCCUGAGUCAAUACACUGCUAACACUUUUUAGAAAAUUUAACACAAUGCUGUUUUUAUUCAAAUAAACUUUACCAUGUUUUCUUUUGUCCUAAAUCAUGAUGUUCGAAUAAAUUGAAUUACAUACUUGAA